Messenger RNA from Polyodon spathula (Mississippi paddlefish), 2126 nucleotides. RefSeq names its product PHD finger protein 6 (gene phf6). NCBI's taxonomy places the organism in Eukaryota, Metazoa, Chordata, Actinopteri, Acipenseriformes, Polyodontidae. The record is from RefSeq and is a predicted model, not a curated record. The transcript is spliced from 11 exons. The coding region runs from base 448 to 1554 and encodes 368 amino acids. Gene Ontology annotation, cellular component: nucleus.
CAUCCAACCCUUUGCAACUCAACGGUUUAAAAACAUUAUAGUUCUAGUAACGUUAAUAUUACUUUCAAGCUUACCGGGGUGAGCCACCGGUUUGCUCUAAUUAAUCAAACACUAUCGUGGGCAGCUGCAGACUUUUACGUUCUGGAAACCACUGAAAAAGCGGUGAUCUCUGCAGACUCACAACCCAUUUCCAGCGCGCUUUUGCUGUGAUUUGCAAAGGCGCUGGUUCGCUUUCGUCUGCUCGCAUGCUAGCCGUGGGCUUGUCACAGCCUCUGCGUGGAUACGUCGCCUAGCACAGCCCGUCCUUGCUUUCCACGCCGCAACGUCACCUGACUGCAGCGCAGUGAACGCCGCGGAUUCCGCCAGCGCUCUCGCUUCGCAAUUGGGAAAAAACACCAUCCAACGGAGCAACGCGAUUGAAACAGUAGCACGGCUGGAAGGCAAACCAUGUCGAGCUCGGCUGGGCAGAAGAAAGGAGCUGCCAAGUUGCGGAAGUGUUCUUUCUGUAGGACCAGCAAGGACAAGGAGUGUGGACAGCUGCUCGUGUCCGACAACCAGAAGGUGGCAGCGCACCACAAGUGUCUGCUCUUCUCGUCUGCCCUGGUGACGUCGCACUCAGACAGCGAGAACAUCGGAGGCUUCUCCAUCGAGGACGUCAAGAAGGAGCUAAAGAGAGGGAACAAGCUGAUGUGCUCAUCUUGCCACCGGCCAGGAGCCACCAUCGGCUGUGAGGUCAAGACAUGCCGCAGGACCUACCACUAUUACUGUGCGCUGUGGGACAAGGCUCAGGUCAAAGAGAAGCCGUCGCAGGGCGUCUACCUAGUUUAUUGCCGUAAGCAUCGAGGUGCUACACAGGACUCCAGUGAUGACGAGCUGGAGGGGGGCGUGAACGAUUCAGACUCCUCCCCGCCGCGGGGGAGGGGCAGAGGGCGGCUCGAGAAGGGGCGACCCAAAGCACCCAGCUCCCGCGGGCAGUCUGAGGACACGCGCUCCACCUCCUCGCAUGGCAACGACGACAUUGAGAGCGCUUCACAUCGGGACCGCUCCCCUCUAAGAGGCAGCCCCAGUGAUGCUGGCCUCCGCUGUGGGUUCUGCCACGCGGGGGAAGAAGAGAACGAGACCCGAGGCAUGCUGCAUGCCUCCAGCGCCAAGAAGGUGGCAGCACAUUACAAGUGCAUGCUGUUUGCCUCCGGCACUGUGCAGCUCACCACCACCUCCAGGGCUGAGUUUGGAAACUUUGAGAUCAAAACGGUCAUCCAGGAGAUCAAGCGGGGCAAGAGAAUGAAAUGCACCCUAUGCAGUCAGCCAGGAGCCGCCAUUGGCUGUGAAAUCAAAGCCUGUGUGAAGACCUAUCACUAUCACUGCGGCCUGCAGGACAAAGCCAAGUACAUCGAGAACAUGGCCAGAGGCAUCUACAAGCUGUACUGUAAGAACCACAGUGGUAAUGAAGAGCGGGAUGAGGAAGACGAGGAGAGGGAGAGCCGCAGUCGAGAGAGGGCUGGCAUCGACCGUGACGGCGCCAAUCCAGCGCAGCAGCAGCUCAACGGCAACUAGGUGGAGUAAGAAUGGUGAGCUGAAAGAUGAAGUGUACGUAUUUUUCAAUAUGUUCAUACCCGACGCUGCUUACCCUGCCUACACACACUCUCUCUCGCACACACCUGCUUAUGUCCUGUCAGGUUAGGGGGUUACAUUUCACAAGGAAGUCAAAGCGCUCGGCACAGGCAGCAGGAAGAUUAAACAGAGGAAGACUGACUGCUCUGUGGUGGCAUCGUGCUUUGGGGAGAUCCGGCACUGGCUGGGAUCCAGAUUGGGGUCGGAAGCUGGACUGAUUUUCACUCAUGAUCAACCCAGAUGUCCUUUUUUCAAGUCUUAAUAAAACAAAGUGAAACGCAAAGUUGAAGAAAGAUGCACCCUUUGGUUGACUCUCUUCAGAAACGGAAGCAGCAAUUUAAUGAACUGAAAACUCUUUGUUACGUCCUCUCUCUUUCUCUCUAAGUGACGGGGAUCUUUGGUUUGUUUUUUCUUUUUCAAAAACAUGUAUAAUAUUUUAUUACCUUGUAAUUGUAAAGAUCUGUGGCUUGCUUUGUAUUCAGGAGGUCAGGAUUAAAAGCCUUGUGUUAGCAUGA